CUCUUGAAACGUUGUUCUUUGAACUCUGAAAUAUUAUAUUUCAAUCGGAUUUUUCACAAUAUAAACUAAAAUGUUGCAGAGGAUAUCACCUAUAAUAAUUCUGGUUUCGAUACAAAUGAUGCUGAAAAGUGCCGAAGGAAAAACGCACGUUCAUUUCAAAAUUCACGUUCCGGAAUUAAUAAAUCAUCACAUUCACACGAAAACAAUAUAUCUUCAUAUUCAUCCACUGCCAAAGGAUCAUCCAAAGGAGCCUCCAAAAAAGGAGCCACCAAAAAAGCAGCCACCGAAAAAAAAUCCCCCACAUUAUGAGGAAAGUAAUUAUGAAAAUUGGAAUUCCUACACUAGUUACAAUAAUGAAGGUGAUCAUCAAGAAAUUGAUGAAAACGGUGAUAUCUUCAAAUCGGGCCAGGAGAAGGAAAAGUGCAUAAAGGGCAAUAAUUAUCAGAAGGAUAAUUACGAUUCAUAUUUUCCCACUUCCUAUGAGAAUAUAAAUCCCGAAGAUUAUUAUAAUGAAUUGUCCCAGCAAAAGGAGAAUUACAAUUCUAAUUAUAAUUCCAAUUCAAAUCCAAAUUUAAAUUCCAACUAUUCGAAUUCUAAUCCGAAUUCUAAUCCAAAUUCUAAUUAUAAUUCUAAUCCGAAUUCUAAUUAUAAUUCAAAUCCGAAUUCGAAUUAUAAUUCCAAUCCGAAUUAUAAUUUUAAUCCGAAUUACAAUUUUUAUCCGAAUGAUAAUAAUCCGAGUAAUUAUCCAAAUAAUGGCUAUUCGCAAUAUGACGCGGGACAGGAUGUGACUGGUUAUAUGUUUCCUCCACAAUAUGCGAUUCAUGAGGAGAUUAAUGACAUUCCCAACAAUGAGAUUGAGCAAUUUGAUGUCUAUGAGAAUGGAUAUAAAAGGGGCAUUGAAUCGGAAACGGGACAUUUGUUGACGAAAAAUUUAAAGGAUUUUUAUGAUGACAAAUUUGAGGAAGCUGGCGAAUUUGAGGAAAAAGAUGAACAAAGUGAAAAUGAGAAGCAGUCAUCGGACAUUUAUCAAGGAAAUUAUGAUAAGGAAAUCACUCAUAGAGAUCGGUCUACGAAUAAAAAUGGACAGAGGCGAAUUUUUUCACCGCAUCUUAUUGUCAGAUAGACCCUAUUAAUUGUACUGUUGAAAUAUUUUUAAAUAUUUAAAUAUUUCCAAAAAGUUUCAAUUUUA
Messenger RNA from Leptopilina heterotoma, 1189 nucleotides. RefSeq names its product circumsporozoite protein-like. Bases 71 to 1123 code for a protein of 350 amino acids. The record is from RefSeq and is a predicted model, not a curated record. The transcript has 4 exons. NCBI's taxonomy places the organism in Eukaryota, Metazoa, Arthropoda, Insecta, Hymenoptera, Figitidae.